Molecule: messenger RNA, 4154 nt
Organism: Vitrella brassicaformis
Lineage: Eukaryota; Vitrellaceae
Source: the annotation of a GenBank genome assembly
CUGCACAAUGCGUUGAUUGAUGUAUCGGUCCACAGACACACAUGCAGGCAGCGCACGGACGGACGGACACACCACCGACAGACAAACUGUACGUACGAUGGAUGAUCGCCAACAAAAACACAUACACGCAAUAGAAUAGAAUGGCUGUGAAAUGUAUGCAAUCGGCCGCCACUCAAUGGAGAGGUGCAUCGUGCGGUUUCUGCACUGCUGCCAUCUCACCCCACCAUCUGUUCCAUCUCGAUUGGGCCCAACCGAGGUAGAAACGAUGACAAGGAAGUCAAGGACAAUGCAGAGACCACAUGAAGCAUUUCUUCCUCUCUCGCCCAUUUGCUCCUCUCUCCUCUCUGCUCGAUCGAUGACAUGGCGACCGACAAACAGACACGACAAAUCUGGUUGGCUGGCCGGGGCACAUCACAUCACAUCACGUGUGUGUAUGUGUGUGUGUGGCAGCUGUCUCCUCCCAUGCCGAUGGAUGGCACGGCGAUUGCCACUGUUCAUCGACACAGAGGCAAAUUCCGUGCCACCCACCGUCAUGAGAGAAAAGAGCGCCCACAGAGCAGUGGUUGAUGGCGCGCACAGGGAAUAGCAUAGCAAGUGAGUGAUACAUCCAGGCAUACGUACCAAGGAUCAGAAAGCAGACGCGGGCAGGCAGGCAGGCAGGCAGGCGACUUACACAAGCGAGCGGGCGAGGUGAGGCGAGGCGAGCAGGGGACGUGUAGUGAGUGCAUGGGGGCGAGAGGGCCACGUGUGGUCUGUCGUCUUGUGUGUCGUGUGAGGGUGUAGUGUGUGUACUGACCGACGGACGGAUGAAUCCUUCAGGGCGUGCGAUGACUGACUGACUGACUGACUGAGCAAAAAGGAAGCCGUGCAAAACCUUCCUCUCUUGGCCCCCACCCCCACCCCCACCCCGCCCCGCCCGCAUCGAUAACAAACAAGAAGAGUAAGGGAGUCUUUACAUACUCACUCAGACAGACAUAAGUAGGCACUUAAGCACACAAUAGCGACCGAUGGAUGGAUGGAUGGAUCCCAUCAUGCGACAGUGAUCUCAUGCGGCUGCUGCGUGCUGCCCUCUCCCUCCCCCUCUUCCCUCUCCUUGUCCACCUCUUUCUCCUCCUCUGCUGCUGCACCAUCAGCAGCACCGCCAGAGGCAGCCCCACCAGCGGCGUCGUCGCCCUCCACACCACCACCACCCGUCCGCUCCUCGCCCUUACCCUCUACCUCCUUGGCCACCUCCCCCUCCUCCUUAUCGAUAUCGUCAUGCUUCUCAGUCACCACCUCACACACAGCCGGGGCCGUCUCCACCUUGCGAUCGUCCUCCUCCUCCUCCGGAGUGCCCUCGAUGGGUGCCGUCUCAAUGGGGGCGGCCGGGUGCUGCUCGUCGUGCGUUGUGGUGGUGGGCGGCUCCGGCUGCUCGUGGUCGGCGGCCUCCUGUGUCACGGCGGCGAAGGGCUCCUGCUGGGCAUCGGCAGCAGCCUCCCCCUCUCCCUCUCCCUCUCCCCCCUCCUCGAGGUCCUCCUCUUCCUCCUCCUCUCCCUCAGAGACAUUGAGUGCGAAUGGGUUGGUGCCCUUGACGCGGGCACUGGCACUACCGCUACCCCCGCUGCCCUCACCGCCCUCACCCUCGGCCCCCUUCAAACUCACAACACUCGCAGGCGGCGUCUGGGCGUGGGUGCCUGAGGACACACAUGAGAUGGUCAGUCACUCGGCCAUACACCAUGCCAUGGCUGUGCUGUGUGUGGUUUUGCAGGCUUGGCUUACUGGUGCUGUUGCGUUUCUUCUUGGUCUCCACCACACGCCAGCCGUCGUCCUUGGCCGCAGCUGGCGCAGGCACCGAGGCCACCUUGCCCUCCUCGGCCGUCGGCUCCUUACCCCCCUCUCCCUCUCCCUCUCCCUCUCCCUCCCCCUCCCCCUGACCCUGUGUCUGUUCCUCCUUGCCAUUGGCCUCCUCACUGGCCUGCUCCGGUGUGCCGCCGUCGCCGUUGCCAUCGCCGCCGUUGGCCGACUGCGAUUUCUUCUUUUUCUUGUGUUUCUUCUUCUUGGUGCUGGAUGGCGUGGCGCCGGGUGGGCCCGGGUGGGCGGUGGGUGCGGUGGGUGCGGUGGGUGUGUGCGGUCCGUCGGGUGUGGAGAAGGGGGUCAUGAACGCAGAGGGGCGAGGGGGGUGAGGGUGGGGGUGCGCGGUGAGGGCGGAUGCGGACGCAGACGACGCCACGCUGUGGCGGGGGGCAUCUGAACCACAAAACCAGAAAUAAAGCAAAACGAACAGCAAAGGAAAUAAAUGGGUUCAGGUCAUGGGUGUGGUGGAUGGACUGGUGGUGCGGUUUGCGUACCGUGCUGCUGCUGGUGCUGCUGUGGGGUGUUUGUGUUGUUUGUGUUGGCGGUAGCGAACGUGUAGUUGCGGGCGUUCUUGUAGGCAGAAAAGUCCUAAUGGCAAGCAAAGCAUCCAUCCAUCACAUGAUAUGAUUGCAGUGAAUGCACCAGCCAGCCAUGUCAUCAUGCCUCCCUGCCUCCCUCCAUGUCAUUCAUGUUGGCACGGCUGAGGUGGGCACGGCGUGGCAUGUGUUGUGUUGUGUUGUGUGUACCUUACUUUACUUACCUUCAUGGCGCUGCUGUUGUCUUUGUACUGGAUGAUGUUAUUGGCGUCCAAACUGCACACCUCACGCAAACGCUGCCUGCACACCACACCACACAGACAACACAGAUAGUAAGCGUCAACACAACGCAACACCCCACACAUGAUGAGGGGGAGGGAUGUGUGUGUGUGUGUGAUAGGUGGGCGUGUGGUGCGGCCGAGUCUUACCCGAUGGCGAAUCUGAUUUUGGGGUUGGUGUCGUUGCAGUCAUUCCACAAAGCGAUCACGUCCUCCUGACACACACACACAUACCACACACAUACAUGUGUGUGUGUGUGUGUGUGCGGUUACCUUGUGUCUGCAUGAGAGGACGCAGCCGACCACCUCGGCCAUCUCAAACACCUCACCGAUGCACGCCAACACCUAACACAUCAAAUCACAUCACAUCACACACAUCAUCAUGUGUGGUGUCUGUGAAUGUGUGGGUGUGGGUGUGGGUGGGAUGGCUGAUGUGAUGACUCACUAGUUUCUCCCAGAGUGUGUUUAGGGUUUUGCCGUCGUCAGUCUUCUUGACACGUACGAUCCAACAACCACCGUUCGGAAAUUGCUGCACACACACACACACACACCAUUCACACAUACAGGACCACCCAAACACAGGCACACUGUGUACUCCCUCCCCCCAUCCCUCUCCUGUCCUCUCUCCUUGUGUGUGUGUGAGGUGACUGCCGUGACGUUGGCGUACCUCCCACAUGGGUCUGCAUCCCUUGCGGAAGAGCGACAGGUUGAACUCACCCUCGAUCUCAGAACCAUGAUGCAUCCAACGAUAGUACCUAGGUAGUGGACACAACACAACACAACACACCACACCAUACCAUACCAUCACACCGCAACACAUCAAUCACACAACACACGCAGAGAGAGAUCUCCCACACCACUCACCACACACCACCCAGUCCCACGUUGUCUGGGUCCCUACCGGUAGAAUCCCUCGACAGUGUUGAAGGUGCCGAUGUGUUUGAUGUGGCUGAGGUACUCGUCCAGCGUCAUGUGCGGCGGGUGCGGGUGGGGGUGGGGGUGACCCUGACCCUGCUGGUGCUGGUGCUGCUGGUGCUGGUGUUGCUGGUGCUGGUGUUGCUGCUGCUGCUUGGCCUUGUCCCAUGCCGUGUGGUCCCGCUUCUCGAACCAGAAGGUCCAAGCGGUCUCCAACGGAUGCUCGCCCUCAUUGUACUCACCCUGACGCACCUUGAUCUCCUGUUGACACACAGGGAACACACAACCACACACACACACACAGACAGACACACACAUGCACACGGCGGUGGUGCCGUGUGAGGAUGAGGUGAUGUGUCAGUCGGUGGCACUCACGGCGUGUGUGGGUCGUGGGGGUAUGAUGAUGUUGCCGUGGCUGUCGUGCGCCACCGUGCCGUUGGAUGAGGAGGCCGACUCGUGGAGGGACUUCUUCUCCCAUGCCGUGCGCAGGUGCACUCCCCCCGAGCCGGAGGAUGCGGACCUCUGCAUGCCGUCACAGGAGCCGAAUCACACAGACGAAACCAACCAGAAAAACGACGGCUAUCGAUUGUCG